UAACAACACCAGUUCCAAAAACUUCCAGAAAAAGAGUCAUAUCAGACGCCGAGAUGGAGUUGCAGAAGACAUCAACAACGAUGAUGAUUGUGGUGGUGGGCCUCUCUCUAUUUCUCUUGUUAUCACGUGCAUCGGCAUGGACAGGUGAAAUCCAUGGGAGAGUGGUUUGUGAUGUAUGUGGAGAUUCAUACAUAGGACCUGAAGAUCAUGCCCUUGAAGGUGCAGAGGUAGCCGUUCUUUGCAUAACAAAAUCCAUGGAGGUCCUCAACUAUCAGGCCUUCACGGAUGCGAAAGGGAUAUACACAGUAGCAGAGACAAUGCCCGAAAGCAACCGGUGGGAUGCGUGCCUUGCAAGGCCCAUCAGUAGCUUCCAUGAUCGCUGCACCCGGCAGGGGAACGGCAGCUCAGGAAUCAAGUUCAAUUACAACCUUCCAUCAGGUUAUUCUCACACAGUGAGACCUUUCCUCUAUAAGCCUGCCAAUGUUCCAAGGUACUGCAUGUGAAUCUUAGUCUUUAUAUGUAAUGUUGUAGUAGAAAUUUAGGACCCGUUUGGAUGCAACCUUCAAAGGGGUUUGAGAGCCAAAUCGGGUUUUUAAUGUGCGUUUGGAUGCACUUUGCAAACCCCUGUUUCACUAUCCGCUUGAGCAAAAUAGGUGCUAAAAUCCCAACAACCUGAAAUACAGGCUCAAAAACCCUUUUUUCAGAAGACCAUCCAAACAGGCCCUUAGGCUGUUGUGUUUUGUAUAUUUUAGCAAGAAAUGAAGGAAAGAUUGGGAGUGUGUUUGUUGGAAAAUUCUUGAAAGCUUGAAAUUUAUAUAACAAAGAUAUUGGUGAA
Magnolia sinica is the source of this 835-nucleotide messenger RNA. RefSeq lists its product as uncharacterized. The transcript has 2 exons. NCBI's taxonomy places the organism in Eukaryota, Viridiplantae, Streptophyta, Magnoliopsida, Magnoliales, Magnoliaceae. Bases 54 to 503 code for a protein of 149 amino acids. The record is from RefSeq and is a predicted model, not a curated record.